UCGCUAAAACCGCAGCGGCCUAGCGGCAGCAAGGCCCAAUCUUGGCUUAGAUUUUGGAGCAGCAGCGUGCAGGCCAUCGCCAACUUCUGCUGUCCGGUAGCAGCACCCACGCACAUCUCGGUUCGACUACACGGCACAAUGGUGUGCAGGACGCUUGCGCAAUGCCUCUCGAGGGCUCCCGGCGCGUUCGGGAGCCAGCCACGGACACAAUGCGCGCGAGCCGCACAGCGCAGCCUCCAACUUCCGACAUCACGAUGCAUCUCUACGACCGUAUCGAGGCCCGCCGAAGUCGAGACCCAGACCCAAGAGCCCUUUGUAGCAGCACAGCCAUUCGACUUCGAGGCUAGAGAUGGAAAGGAGGACGAUGGAAACGGCGAUGGAAAGGACAAGAGCGCGGCCCUCCUGCGGAAACUGCGCGUUGUGCCUGCGUCGCCAUCUUACUUCAGCGCGAAGCCUACUUUCACCGACGACUUCCUCUCGCUGUCUGCCCUUCUUCGCACAGUUGCCACCCUGCCCACAAUACCGAAGGCCGAAGCACCCAACGUUGCGUGGAAGACUGUCGACCAGUACCGCAUCAUGACCAAUGAGCCUGUCAAGACCCAGCGCUUCCACAAGAUGAUGCACAUUCUGCGCAGGCUGAACUGCAUCCACCCGCAGCUGAUGCCUCAGGAAGUGGUUGAGGCUAUGCAGCGCUACAAGAAGCCAAACCAGCCCGGCGAUGUCAAACCGGAGCCUGGUGUCAUCGACGAUUUGGGUAGGGCGAAAGGUGUUGGGCGGAGGAAGACAUCCUCUGCGGUGGCAUGGCUCGUGGAAGGAGAGGGUGAGGUGUUGAUCAACGGCCAAUCCCUCACCGAGUACUUUGGGCGCCUGCACGACCGUGAGAGCGCUGUGUGGGCGCUGAAGGCUAGCGGGCGACUCGACAAGUACAACUUGUUCGGGCUAGUGAAAGGUGGUGGAUCGACUGGUCAGGCAGAAGCCAUGACACUGGCUGUGGCGAAAGCGCUGUUGGUGCAUGAGCCAGCGCUGAAACCAGCUCUGCGACGAGCCGGCUGUGUCACUCGUGACCCGAGAAAGGUAGAGAGAAAGAAGCCUGGUCACCUCAAGGCGCGCAAGAUGCCUACCUGGGUCAAGCGUUGAGGUUGCAUCUUCUUGUACAUCAUGUAUAUCUUCGAACUUGUUGGCAUUGUACGGAGUUGAAUGUAAGAUGGAUCAUGUAGAUAGCACGCAUGGCGCACAGCCAGCACACCAGGCAAAGUACUGUAAGAUCAUGUUAAAAAUGUAUGCAGGUUUUGCGCAAGUGGAAAUUGCCCACUGGCGAGAUCACUC
This is a messenger RNA of Boeremia exigua, 1326 nucleotides long. RefSeq names its product ribosomal protein S5 domain 2-type protein. Bases 139 to 1137 code for a protein of 332 amino acids. Gene Ontology annotation, molecular function: structural constituent of ribosome; RNA binding. Gene Ontology annotation, cellular component: ribosome; mitochondrial small ribosomal subunit. Gene Ontology annotation, biological process: translation. The record is from RefSeq and is a predicted model, not a curated record. NCBI's taxonomy places the organism in Eukaryota, Fungi, Ascomycota, Dothideomycetes, Pleosporales, Didymellaceae. The transcript is spliced from 2 exons.